Uranotaenia lowii is the source of this 1021-nucleotide messenger RNA. RefSeq lists its product as uncharacterized. The record is from RefSeq and is a predicted model, not a curated record. Bases 31 to 996 code for a protein of 321 amino acids. Lineage: Eukaryota; Metazoa; Arthropoda; Insecta; Diptera; Culicidae. The transcript has 3 exons.
CUAAAUUCCUGAUGAUACAUUAGUCCACUCAUGUUCAUUAAUGCAUUUUUCAGAGGUCGCCGCGAUUCCCGUUCCCAUCUGUCGCCGGACCGAAGCCACGAACGCGAGGGAAGCCCACGGAGAAGCCGCCGUUUGCGAAGACAAUCAUCAUCGGCUGCUCGACAACCACGUUCGCCCGAUUCGAGCAGCUGUUGUUCGUCGAGGGAUGCCAGCCCGUGCGCACGCCCACCUCCCCUGCCGACCGAAAGCGUCGCUCGGCCCUCGAUUCGGCGCCAAUCGACGACCGAGGAAAUCCUGAUAGCACGAGGCUUUCGUCGACAAAGCACAACUGAGGAGAUGAUCCGGUGCCGGAACUUCCGCCGCCAAAGCUCGCAAAGUGAUGACACCUGCCGGGAAUGGAUUAUGGAGGCAAGGAGAAUCAAGGAAAUUUCUCAGCUUGAUACAUCGAACAAAAUUUACUGGAACUUCAUCAAUGGAAAAUCGAUAAAACCUUCGCCCAUAGAUCGUUUCCCGGAUAUGAAAUGGAAAGAAAUAUGGAUAAAUUCCAACUCCAAAUUGAUAUCCAGCACCGAUCGAUCGAGUAUGUUUAUGCUCUUCAACGAUCUUAUUCCAAAUAAAGAAAAAUUAAGAGCUUACAACAUCGGGAACCUACAAGAUAGCAAUUGCUCAGAAUGCUCACAGGAAGACAGCAACGAACACAGAAUAAAAAAAUGCACCACUUCGAAAGAAUUAUGGAAUUGGCAAGAAAAUGUUCUAAGAACAAAUUUAAAGUUGACCAUUGAUAAACCUGAAGAUUUGUUAAGUGUGAGGUUAAAUAGUAACGAUAAAUCCUUGAAAACAGGCGUAUGGUUGGUUAUUCGUACAAUUAGUUUUAUAAUCAGAAGAUACCCUAACAGUAGCAUGUUUGAGUUGAGGAAAGAGAUUAUAGAAUGGAGAUGGAAGAAUAAGGAGCAAGUUUUAAAAGAAUUAGGAAAUUGGUUAUUUUUAAUCUUUUAAACGUAUUUGUAAUGUGUAGUGUGAA